UUUUCAGACACAUUAGGACGAAACACUACUAGGACGACUCUACGAACCCGCGCUUUUCAAAACAACAACUUGGAAAGAUUACUACAGACAUGGAUUCUGCAAGGAGAAAGAAACGCCGUUCUCUGGCUUCAGAUGAUACCGUCACUCCCAGGACUCUGAUCCAGGGGUUCCUCCAGACGGCACAGACAGUUCGUCAAUCCCCCAGAAAGAGGGCCCGGGUGACCCCUAGCUCCUCUCGUACCCCUAGAGCUGACCCCUCACCGGCGGCCCAGCGCAGGAAAUCCAGAACCCCACGCACCCUCCCCAGAUCUGCCCCAUCAAACAGACUCAGAUCCAACAGGCUGGAGACCUUAGCAACUCCUGGUGGUAGCAACCCAACACCAAGGGGGCUCAUCACUGGAUUCCUAAAAGCAGCUGACGUCCAGACACCUGCAGUGCAUGUCGGCACCAGGAGAUCUUCACCUCUUAAACAACCCACACCUGCCACCCGCAGGAGUGUCCUGCAAGCCAGGGCUGAAAGCACAAACUCAUCCUCCAUAGAAUCGCCCAUCGACCAUGCUCUAUCGCGCUUCGCCAGACCUCCGCCCAGGAACAGGAGACAGCGGGCCAUUGACAGGGAGGAGUUUGCUUCGAGAGUGAGAGAUAGGAUGGGCCAAGAGGAGGAGAGUGAGGUAACAACAGAGGAAGAGGAGAUGGAAAGCUCCAGGGAUACCUUUGCAAAUAAUCCACAACCGGAUAGCAUCACAGAAGAAGUGCAUAAUGUUUCUCUUCCAAGGCCAGACUCAACGACUAGAAACACCAGUAUGGCUCAAGCCCCAGGUAGCGAAAGGUCAAAUCGAAGUUCAAGAAGUCGAAGGUCACUCCUGGACAACUCAUCGUUUCAAGUUCCAUCCACAAGUACAGGAGCGGUUGUUCCAGCCCAGGACAGCUCAAUGACAGAGAGGAGAGCAUCCCAUCGCAGUGCUUCCUCUCUUGAAGACGACUCUGCCUUGGCCCAGGCCACUCAGGAGACCAUCAGGAGACUCUCCUCAAACACCGACACUGAAGAUGAAGAAAGACAAGAAUCAAGGACAGAGGAAGAGGAUGAAGAGGGAGUAGAGAGAACGCCACAAGGUCGUGAAGCGGUUGCUACAAUGGAUGAGGAUGAAGUGGUCCAGGACGAGGAGGAGGAAGAGGAUAUGGAUCUUGAUGAAGAUGAUUUUGACGAGGACAAUUUCAUCGCACCUACCCAACCAACACAACUAGGGAGCAUUAGGAAAAGUUCCAGAGCUGAUAUGGCAUCUCCUCUCAACACACCACACCUGAGGGGUGCAGGCAGACACCCCACCCCCAGGGCCAAGACACCCGCCCCAUUCAGAGAGGCUGCACACAAGAAAGACCACUUGCCCCUCCAUCUUCGAAACCUCCCCAAGAAGCCCCCUGCAGGUGCAGGACGCUCAAGUGGACCCAAGGAGCCCACCCUCCCUAAGAGUCUGACCAGGGGUAUCUUCACUCACUUCUCCAAGGCCAGAGUGCCUCGUAAUGCCUUGGCUGCGCUGGAUGAAGUUUCGAGUAAGUACUUCAAGAACGUAUCCAAAGACUUGAUGGCGUACUGCAAGCAUGCAGGUAGAACCACCAUAGAGCAGGCUGAUGUUGAGCUUCUCAUGAAAAGGCAACGCCUAGUCUCGGACAAGGUACCUCUCCAGAGCCUGAUUGAGAAGUACCUUCCGAUGGAAUACAGGGAGGAACUCAUCCCAAUGGCGAGGUCUGGAAACAAAGUCUAUCCAAGGAUGCCAAAGAAAUGAGCUUCAUGCAACUUAAGAAGAAGAAAUGUGCAAGCCUCUGCUUGUCAAAGGACAAUGUCCAUGCAAAAGAUGGCUUGAGAAUUUUGCGAAUCACUCAUUGAAGGGAAUUUAACAAGCAAAAAUAUUUCCAGCAUGUCACAUGUCGAAUCACUCAAGUAAGCCCCGUCAUAUGUCACAAUGGCAUCUAUACACUAUAACAGUCGUCACAGGGUCAUGCUGAGCAGUAUGAGACCACAUUGAUCGUAUUGGGGUACUUCAAUAUUAUACCGCAUCCAUUUUUUUCCUAGAGUAAAAUAAACAAUGAAUAAUCAUUCUUAGACUAUCACCAUUCCAGAGUCCAUAUUAUCAAAAAAUUCUUUGCUUUUCCAAGGAUAUCACUGCAUUGAGAGGCACAGUCUGAAAAUUAUGAUUUCCAUAGAGCAAACUCAACAUAGAAUUGUUAGAUGUUAAAUUUGGCACCAGUUCCAACCAUACAAUUGUUUCUUGAAUGUGGCCGCUUUGUUCACCCUCAAAUAAAAAGAGUUUUUGAUACCUAUGCCAUAUCCUUUAAACUACAGAGAUUUGCAGUACUCUUGCUUUCAAAGCAUUAGAAUAGCAAGUUGGUUGGUGUUGAUCCUCUCGAAUUUAAUUUGAUUAUGUUCAGUUGCAAGAGCCCAAUUUCCAAGUACCUUGCUCUCCCAUCAGACCUAAUGGAGCUUUCCACUUUCUCAAUCAGCGAAGGAUGUAAUCUUUUUUUAAAUGUUUUGUUCUUUAGGUCAAGUUGUUUCAAUAGACUUCUUUCAGGUUCAUUCAAAAAAUUUGCAGAAAAACUCAUUUACAGACUUUGCAAAACCGCUGCUAAUGUAGAAUGUGCGUAAAAAUCCUCUUUCUCAGUUGGAGUGUUUGUCAAUUGUCACCCCAGUGAUGAUAUUGGCACAUCCUUUGUUUAUAUUUAAGCACGUAGUAUAAUUUAUCACUGUUUGUUACAUUCAGAGUAAACUCACCAUACAUACCACAUUCUGACAGACUGUAAUAUUUAAACACACAGGAAUUUUCAAUAUUCACAGAGAGAUUAGUUAGUUAGCUCUUUAUUUUAUUUUACAUCACAAAAUACAUCAAGCCACUUGCUUUAGUUUUUUAUAUUAUCAUUCAUUUUUUUCUAAAUAACCAUCAAGUUUUCUAAACUGUAGGAAGAUUGGUAUCCUUUGUGUAGCAUGCCUUUCCAAAGGUUUUGAAAACGAAAUACAUAGUCUAAGCAUUUAAAGUUAAUUGUAUAUCAGGAGUUGUCUUUAUUUAAGAUA
Molecule: messenger RNA, 3064 nt
Organism: Strongylocentrotus purpuratus (purple sea urchin)
Lineage: Eukaryota; Metazoa; Echinodermata; Echinoidea; Camarodonta; Strongylocentrotidae
Product: centromere protein T
Exons: 11
Coding region: 90-1784 (564 amino acids)
Biological process (GO): kinetochore assembly; mitotic cell cycle; chromosome segregation
Cellular component (GO): kinetochore
Molecular function (GO): DNA binding; protein heterodimerization activity
Source: RefSeq, a predicted model, not a curated record